This is a messenger RNA of Penicillium malachiteum, 285 nucleotides long. Its product is annotated as mitochondrial 54S ribosomal protein uL30m. Gene Ontology annotation, cellular component: mitochondrion; large ribosomal subunit. The record is from RefSeq and is a predicted model, not a curated record. Gene Ontology annotation, molecular function: structural constituent of ribosome. The transcript has a single exon. The coding region runs from base 1 to 285 and encodes 94 amino acids. Gene Ontology annotation, biological process: translation. Lineage: Eukaryota; Fungi; Ascomycota; Eurotiomycetes; Eurotiales; Aspergillaceae.
AUGACUUUCUUCCGCAUCACCCUCCUGCGUUCCGCUAUCGGUCUGCCCCGCCGCUCCACAGAUGUUCUCAAGGCCCUCGGCCUGAAAAAGCGUAUGGCCACAGUUUUCCACCCCGUGUCUUCGUCCGUGGCCGGUCAGAUCAUGAAAGUCAAGGAAUUGGUCGAGGUACAGGAAGUCGACCGCUCAAUGACCAAGCAAGAGGUCUGGCUUGAGCGCAAGCCUGAUCCUGGAUACUAUGUUGAGAAGACCUCUGUGCAGGAGCGCGGAGAGAUGGGUCAACAGUAA